Molecule: messenger RNA, 963 nt
Organism: Bicyclus anynana (squinting bush brown)
Lineage: Eukaryota; Metazoa; Arthropoda; Insecta; Lepidoptera; Nymphalidae
Exons: 5
Coding region: 25-405 (126 amino acids)
Source: RefSeq, a predicted model, not a curated record
AUCCCGAUACUCGACGGUUUCCAUAUGCCUGUGCAACCCGCUGAAGAACUGGACUCACUGAUCCCGAUACUCGACGGUUUCCAUAUGCCUGUGCAACCCGCUGAAGAACUGGACUGGUCACAUGCACCUUCUUGUGCGUUUCCGGAUCCAUUCGGUUCCAUUGAUGACUUCAUUAUAGAAGACGAGUACGAGGAAGACAGCAUCGAAGAUAUUAUUGGCGCUUUGGAUAACAUUAUUCUAGCGCGGCCUCGAUCGGAAGUAGAACUUAAAAUUGAAGGCUGCCAAUUUAUUGACGUCGAUAUAUAUACAUUUGCCGUAACGAACGACGCAGCCUUUAUGUCGGAUGAUUCGUCAGACGAAGAUCAAAGCACACCUGAUUGCAGCUCCGAUGAGGAAUCUUCUUAAACUAAAGAAUAGAUCUUUAGUUUAAGAAGAAUGAAUUUUUAACUACCUAAAAUGCCAAAUUAAAUAAGUCGUUAAAUAAGUAAUUUAUUGCCAGCACAAUAGAUAUGAUAUUAGAUUACUUCAAACGGAUAAGGGCCUGUAUUAAUAGACAUUACUCAACUUAGGGGCACAUACACAUGAGUACCUACACUGUCGAUUUCCUCAUAAUGUAAUGAACAUCACAAUAAUUUGAUCUUUAAUGGCUUGAACUUCAAGAUCGAUAUUGACGUACUUCUAUAAAUACGGUCCGUAGAUCCUUUUAAUAUAAAAAUAUAUAGUUUUAUGUUAGUUUAGUUUUUAUUAAUGUAUUUUUAAGCCGAAAUUUGCAGCAACUGACUUAAUGGAUUUUCUAUUUACCUAUAUGUGAGGAGUUAAAUUGAUUAUUUUUAUAGAAAAAAAUACGUCUACACAGAAAUAUCUACCUAUUUAACACAUUAAAUGAUUAGGAGUAUGAUAUUUGAAUAUUUAAGACAUUUUUUUGACAUCGAAAUGGGAUAUAUUUUUUGGUAAUUAUGUUUC